CCGAAUUUUUGUCUAUAUAUAAUCAUCUCUUGCAAUGUAAGAACACAUCAACUAAAGCAAUAGGCACAAUGAGUUGUAAGCUCCUCCAAACUCUCACCACAGCAGUCCUGUGCCUCUACAUUGUCGAGGCAGCGACAACUCAGCUUCAAGUCGGGUUCUAUCAGCGCUCGUGUGGCUUUGCUGAGUUCGUCGUGAAGCAAGGCGUUCGAGCUGCGUUCAUCAACGACAAUGGAGUUGCUGCAGGCCUUGUUAGGUUGCAUUUUCAUGACUGUUUUGUAAGGGGGUGUGAUGGAUCUGUGCUGCUAGACUCCAUCGGUUCACCCAAGGCAGAGAAGGAUUCACCCGCGAAUAAUCCAAGCCUUCGGGGAUUUGAGGUCGUUGACAGCAUCAAGGCUAGGCUCGAGGCCAUGUGCCCGGGGGUAGUCUCGUGUGCUGAUAUACUCGCAUUUGCAGCUCGGGACAGCAUUGAGAUGGCCGGAGGACUGGGGUACGACGUCCCUGCAGGGAGGCGAGACGGUAGAGUUUCUUUAUCGGAGGAGGCAAACGGAAACCUACCACCACCAUCACUCAAUGUGGAUCAACUCACUAAAGCAUUUGCAGACAAGGGGUUAACACAAGAGGAAAUGGUCACUCUUUCUGGGGCGCAUACGCUGGGGCGGUCCCACUGCACGUCUUUUAGCAACCGGCUCUACAACUUCAACGUGAACUCGAGCAUAGACCCGACUCUGGAUCCCCUGUAUGCGAGCCAGCUCAGGCAGCAGUGCCCGCAGGGGGGAGACGCGAGCCUGGUGGUGCCGAUGGAGGCCACCCCUGCCACAGCUGACGUGGCGUACUACAGAGCUGUGGCGACAAAUAGAGGGCUGUUCACGUCCGAUCAAACGCUGCUGACGGACCAACGGACGAGAGCUCAAGUGUUCCAAAAUGCUCAAAACCCAUUCAUUUGGAAAAGCAAAUUUGCUUCAGCAAUGGUGAAUAUGGGAAAGAUUGGAGUUUUAACUGGCAAUGCUGGUGAAAUUCGCAAGGAUUGUAGAGUGGUAAAUUAAUAGAAGAUGAAUAUCAUUUACAUAAAUUAAAAAUUUGGAAAGAUAUGAGGGCUAAAUUUUCGUUACUUCAA
This is a messenger RNA of Salvia hispanica, 1114 nucleotides long. Its product is annotated as peroxidase 5-like. The record is from RefSeq and is a predicted model, not a curated record. Lineage: Eukaryota; Viridiplantae; Streptophyta; Magnoliopsida; Lamiales; Lamiaceae. Gene Ontology annotation, biological process: hydrogen peroxide catabolic process; response to oxidative stress. Gene Ontology annotation, molecular function: peroxidase activity; heme binding.